This is a messenger RNA of Eruca vesicaria subsp. sativa (arugula), 933 nucleotides long. Lineage: Eukaryota; Viridiplantae; Streptophyta; Magnoliopsida; Brassicales; Brassicaceae. The record is from the annotation of a GenBank genome assembly.
AUGGCCAAAGCUCUACACAUAACCAUCCUUCUCUUCCUCAUAUCCGCCAACCUCCUCCCAUUCAUCAACUCCGCUAGGCUUCUUGAUGAGAUCCAACCUCAGUCUCAGUUAGUCCCUACCGGUCAAAUCCCCAACGUGGUGGCUCCAACAGAAGCUGAGGAAGAACCUGCACCAGCAACAACAGUCCCAGCUGGUCCAGCAGGGGGUGAACACGAGCCAUCACUAGAGUUCUUUAUGCACGACGUCCUAGGAGGGUCACACCCAUCAGCUCGUGUGGUCACUGGUAUAGUAGCACAAACCGAAGUGAACGGUAUACCAUUCUCAAAGGCCAGCAACAGCAUCUUCCCUGUAGACAACGGAGUACCACUAGUCAACUCAAACAACAUCAACAGUGUCAUUAACCCAAACACAGCUCCACUUCUCACAGGCCUAGGCGGUGCUCAAACCAGCACAGUGAUACAAAACACUAACGGCAACUCCAACGAUGCUCUCAGCUCCAACAGUCUCCCCUUUGUAACUGCAGGAAACCUCCCUCCGGGUGCUGCUCUUCAGCAUCUCAUGUUUGGAACCAUAACUGUUGUAGACGAUGAGCUAACAGAAAGCCACGAGCUAGGUUCAGCAGUUAUAGGGAAAGCUCAGGGGUUUUACCUGGCAAGCUCCUUGGAUGGGACUAGCCAGACUCUUUCUCUGACAGUGUUGCUAGACAGAGAGCAUGACCAUCAUGAUACUUUGGAUGAUGCUAUUAGCUUCUUUGGAGUUCACAGGACAGCCUCUCACGCCUCUCAGAUUGCUGUUAUUGGUGGGACAGGGAAGUUUGAGCAUGCUAAAGGGUAUGCUAUAGUGGAAACUCUGCAUAACCAGAAUAAUCAGCAUAUCACUGAUGGUCAAGACACUAUUCUCCAUUUCAGUGUUUACCUCACCUACAAAGCUUGA